UGUUGAACGCUCUUCUCUCUUCGCAAGUGAUUACAUGAACAAUCGAUCCUUCGCUUGAUCCGCCUAUCUGCUCUGCCAAGUGGUGCCUUGCAGAGCAUCGCGACCAUGGCGGGAACACCCACAACCCCCGAACUCGCGACCAUGCCAACCGAGAUUCUGUGCAUGAUCGGGGACAACCUGUCUGUUCAUGAGAUCAAGGAAUUGACGCUUACAUCAAAGCAAUUUCGCGAAAUCUUUCUCCCGAAACUUUGCAAGCAUCUCAAGUUUUCUGGUAACAUGAAGGAACUGACGGACAGCCUCCACGCCUACUAUACCCGCAAGACAGCUUCAUUCCGUCAUCUGGUCCAUCAUCACACGAGUUUUGUGACCUUUGAAGUUACAAAUUUUGACGACAUCUUUAAAAUGAAUGCUUGGCUUCUAGGCUAUGGAGUUAAGACCAUACCCAUCGGGCGGUUUUUGGCGGAUACACCUAGUCUCCACGGCGUUGUUUUCGAUAUCUGGCUCCAAAAUCGCAAAGAAGCACACAAAUUCCUCAGCUUAAUUCGCAAGGGCCCAGACUGGGCUGGUCCUAAGCAUCUCUAUUUCACAAAAUACGUCGAAAAAUCGACAAUGGGCAAAAUAGUUGGAAAGUUCAAAGCAGGUGCCCUAAAGGGGAUCGCUGCACCUCAUGCAUCUCUCACAGGCUGCCACUAUGACGAACUCGCACGUAGCGGCGCCCAUCUCACUUCACUGCGUCUUAACAAAUAUUCUUUCCUUAGACAGGAUAGUUCAGCUCUUACAAGCUUGAGCGAUGUGCUUAUCAACAGGAUCAGCAAAGACUUUCCUCAGCUGGAGUCAUUGAAUAUUUAUGAUAAGACUCGUUCCGGUCGUUACAUGCAUCACAUGAACGACAGAGAUAGGUAUCGAUGGUGCCGAAAGAUCGAUAAAGUCGCUUCAUCCCUCCGUAAGAUGCGGCGGCUACGUCGGUUUGCAUUCACUCUCAGUGAAGCCCAAUUCAGUGAAAGUUUUAUCGAUGCUCUCAGGACGAAGCUACUGGCCAUUGUUAUGAAGAAAGGUCUGCCGCCCGUCGAAGCUCGCGGGCUUGAAGGCGUAUACAUAUUGUUGAUUACCUAUUUUGCCGCCCAUGCAAAAAGUCCUGAGGAGGUUUGCAUUACAACUGGGUGUCCCAUGUUCUAUCGAGCAACUCUCACGAACGGCGUAUGGAAUAUGUCUGAAGAGUCUUCCGAGGAUCCCUCUCAGAAGUACCUGUUCCCGAAUGUUCUAGAAGGCUAAAGCUAUGCGCUUGCGAACAGGGACGUGAAGGCGGAGCUUACGAGAGGAACUUCUGCGCCUUGUAGG
This is a messenger RNA of Fusarium odoratissimum NRRL 54006, 1338 nucleotides long. RefSeq lists its product as uncharacterized. The record is from RefSeq and is a predicted model, not a curated record. The coding region runs from base 106 to 1272 and encodes 388 amino acids. Gene Ontology annotation, molecular function: protein binding. NCBI's taxonomy places the organism in Eukaryota, Fungi, Ascomycota, Sordariomycetes, Hypocreales, Nectriaceae. The transcript has 3 exons.